AUGCCCCGGGAGAUCAUCACCCUGCAGCUGGGCCAGUGCGGCAACCAGAUUGGGUUCGAGUUCUGGAAACAACUGUGCGCCGAGCAUGGUAUCAGCCCCGAGGGCAUCGUGGAGGAGUUCGCCACCGAGGGCACUGACCGCAAGGACGUCUUUUUCUACCAGGCAGACGAUGAGCACUACAUCCCCCGGGCUGUGCUGCUGGACCUGGAGCCCCGGGUGAUCCACUCCAUCCUCAACUCCCCCUAUGCCAAGCUCUACAAUCCAGAGAACAUCUACCUGUCAGAGCACGGAGGAGGAGCUGGCAACAACUGGGCCAGCGGCUUCUCCCAGGGCGAGAAAAUCCAUGAAGAUAUCUUUGACAUCAUAGACAGAGAAGCAGAUGGCAGUGACAGUCUAGAGGAAGGUGAAAAGAACACAUCCACUUGCUGGGAGGGUGGUAUACCCCAAAUCCAAGGGACAGAAGCGCCUGUGCUGGGGACCCUUCCAGACCAGGGACUUUCUCUUCGUCUGGCUGUUUAUUCAUAAUAUAUCCUUUAAAAUAUCCUUUAUAUUAUAAUA
Molecule: messenger RNA, 558 nt
Organism: Lemur catta (Ring-tailed lemur)
Lineage: Eukaryota; Metazoa; Chordata; Mammalia; Primates; Lemuridae
Product: tubulin gamma-2 chain-like
Exons: 5
Coding region: 1-525 (174 amino acids)
Biological process (GO): mitotic sister chromatid segregation; microtubule nucleation; meiotic spindle organization
Cellular component (GO): cytoplasm; spindle; centrosome
Molecular function (GO): GTP binding; structural constituent of cytoskeleton
Source: RefSeq, a predicted model, not a curated record